AGAAUAAGUUUUCGUAUGCCUUUCCGCAAGAGUUUCCCUAUCGAAUCAAUCACGUCCUCGAAUGCGAAUUCUAUCUCUUGGAAAUGAUGGAUUGCUGUCUAGUGUUAUACCAUCCCUAUCGACCUCUUCUGCAAUAUAUUCAUGAAUGGAAUAAUAAGGAGACAAUUCUUCCGACCGCUUGGAAUGUGGUGAACGAUAGCUACAGAACAGACAUCUGUUUGCUGUACGCACCCCAUCAGAUAGCGUUGGCAUGUCUUCAUAUGGCGUGUGUUAUCACUCAACGAGAUUAUAAGCAAUGGUUCGCUGAAUUGAACAUUGAUUUAGACAAAAUCUUAGAGAUUACGCGACAUAUUCUUAACUUAUAUGAGUUGUGGAAGAAUUUUGAUGAGAAAAAAGAGAUCCCAGCGCUAUUGGCAAAAAUGCCUAAACCCAAGUGCCAAACAUCGAGGCCUCCUUCACAGGGAGGGUCUCAGAGCGAAGGCCAGAACUCAAGCCAACCGCAAGGUUCACAAAACUCAUCCACAGCUUCUAAUUUAACGCAAACCAACAACUGAUCCAACCGUUCAUUCACUUCACAUAACAUUUAUCAUUCAUUUGUAAACCAUUUCAUUCGCCGUUACAACUGAUCCAUUUACGGAUCACUUGUCUUGUGUACCAGUGCUUCAUUCCAGUGAUAAAAAGCAAUUCUUAAUUGAUAUCAAUUUUAUUUUUCUAAUAUUGUUAAAUAUCAAAACAAAUCAGUGCUCA
This is a messenger RNA of Medioppia subpectinata, 747 nucleotides long. The record is from the annotation of a GenBank genome assembly. Lineage: Eukaryota; Metazoa; Arthropoda; Arachnida; Sarcoptiformes; Oppiidae.